AUAGGCUCCACCAGCGGCUCCUAUAAACAUGUUGUUGACGCCACAGCCAGUCAGAUACCUGGUCGGCCCGCACCGUCCCUCUGGCGCGCUCCAGGAGAACAAGCAUGUUUGCAGACAGACAACGGCUGCUGCUGCUGCUGUUGCGAGCUGAACUGAGCAUCUGUGCCUUUAAAGACUUGUAAGUGCGCUUCUAUCAGAGCCCGCAGUCAACUUCCCACAACUCCGACGCGCUCCGGCGAGUAGAGUAGAGCAGAGCCACCUUACGCGUAAAAGGCACUGAGCUCACCUUCACAGCUAGACCCAUGGAAUAAUAACUAUGGAAUACCACUGGAUACUGCUGUCUGUCUUUUUACAGCUGACCUUCCGUCCAGGCGACACAAAGCCCAUUAUCACUCCUGUCCAGUCCUACCUUGUGGUCCCGCUCAACGAAGCCUUCGACCUGCGUUGCAAAGGUGAGAGCAGGACGCAGUGGAGGCGGGAGGACCGGCCUAAGCCGCUGAGAGCGAAGGAGAUCGAUGGGAUGUGGACGUUGCACUACCCCAAGGCUCUCCCUCUUCACAUGGGACGCUACAUCUGCCAGGACGAGAGCUCCAAGGAGCAAGCCUCCAUCUACGUCUAUGUGAAAGAUCCUGAAAAUCCUUUCAGAAAACCAAUGGUGUUCAACAUUCUCACUCGUGAAGGAGAGACUGCUUCCAUUCCCUGCCUGGCAACGGAUCCAAGUUUGGAAAAUCUGCGCUUGGAAACAUGCUCAAGUGGAGCUCUGGCCUCUGGUCUCCAGUAUUCUGCAAGCCUGGAGCAAGGCAUCGUCAUUCGCAACACACAAAACGCCUACGAAGGUUGCUACGUGUGCACGGGAACACUCAUGGGAAGGAGCGUCACGUCACAUGACUACUACCUGACAGUGAAACCAGUACCCGCUACCCCUCCUGUAAUCGAGAUGCAGCUGUCUGGAAGAGUGAUUCUUACACGGGAUGAGAGUCUUUCCCUCACCUGCAACACCACUAAUGUCAAUGGAGAAAUCCAUUUGAAGUGGGUCACCCCACCUGGCUCGGGUGCCGUCUGGUAUCCACAGCAACCAGCAAAGGUUGACGGUGCUUCACGAAUCCUGACCGAGCACUUCACACACAUGCGCAGCGCCACACUGGAAAUUGCAGCGGUGAGGCCGCAAGAUGCCGGGAGCUACAAAUGUGAAGCUAGGAACGAGAAAGGGACCAGCACCAAGUCAGUGUGGCUCGAUGUUUAUGAGAGAGGAUUCAUCAGUUUAACACCCACAAACAACAAGACCAUCCACGUCCGUUCCGGCGAGAGUUUCUCUCUGAGAGUCAACAUGGAGGCUUAUCCAAAGCCUCACACCUUCUCCUGGAGCUUCAUGGACCAAGAGCUGAGAAACACAAGCGACCACGUCAUCACCACACACAGUAAUGCAUACAGUUACAGCAGUGAGCUGAGGCUGGUGCGGCUGAAAAUGUCAGAGGGUGGAGUUUAUACCUUCCAAGCCUCCAAUGGUGACGCUUCAGUAAAUCAGACUUUCACCAUCUUUGUAAUCAGUAAGCCUGAGAUUGUAUCUCAUGAGGGCCCAGUGGAUGGACAGGUCCGCUGUGUGGCUGAGGGGUUUCCUGCCCCCCAGAUCACCUGGUACUACUGUGAGCAGCCGUACGUCAGGUGCUCCCAGCAGACGAACGCCACCCAGGAGGAGAACAAUGUCAUCACCAUCACGUUGUUCAGCCCCAUGUUCGGGAAGACGGAGGUGGAGAGUCGGGUGAACAUCAGCAGGGGACGGUUCAACACCCUGGAAUGUGUAGCCACCGUGGAGGGCGAGCAAGCUUACACACUCUUCUCCAUUAGUGAGAGAAGAGUUCCUCAUGACCUGUUCUCCCCUCUGCUAAUUGGCUCUGUAUCAGCAGCAUGCAUCCUCUGCAUCGUCCUUAUCAUGCUAUUCUACAAGUACAUGCAGAAACCCAAAUACCAGAUUCAGUGGAAAGUCAUUGAGGGAAUCCACGGGAACAACUAUGUGUACAUUGACCCCACCCAGCUCCCAUACGAUCACCAGUGGGAGUUUCCUCGAAACAACUUGCGUUUUGGGAAGACGCUGGGAUCUGGUGCAUUUGGGAAAGUGGUGGAAGCCACUGCAUAUGGACUCUCCAAAGCAGAUUCAGUCAUGACGGUGGCUGUGAAAAUGCUCAAAUCAAGUGCUCAUGCCACAGAGAAAGAGGCGUUGAUGUCAGAGCUGAAAGUCCUCAGUUACUUGGGAAACCACAUGAAUAUUGUCAACCUGCUGGGAGCUUGCACUGUUGGAGGACCUACACUAGUGAUCACGGAGUACUGCUGCUUCGGAGACCUGCUCAACUUUCUGCGCAGAAAGAGAGAAUCCUUCAUCUGCUAUAAGCUUGAGGAAGACUACUACUACCGCAACGUCAUGCAGCAGAGAGUCGCAGAUGGUGACAGCUUGAAUGGCUACAUGACCAUGAGGCCUUCUGUUGCUGGCAACCAACCCCUCGGCUCAUCCUCCGAGAAGAGACGCUCGCUACGCAAAGGUGGCUCCUACGUCGAGGCAGAUGCUGAGAGCGAUAUGUUCGAAGAAGACGGUCUGUCUCUAGACAACGAAGACCUUCUCAGCUUCUCGUACCAAGUGGCCAAAGGCAUGGAGUUCUUAGCCUCCAAAAAUUGUAUUCACAGAGACCUGGCUGCCAGAAAUAUCCUGCUGACUCAAGGGAGAGUAGCGAAAAUCUGCGAUUUCGGCCUGGCACGGGACAUCACCACAGACUCCAACUACGUGGUUAAAGGCAAUGCUCGUCUGCCAGUGAAAUGGAUGUCUCCAGAAAGUAUCUUUGAGUGUGUGUAUACAUUCGAGAGUGACGUCUGGUCCUAUGGCAUUUUGCUUUGGGAGAUCUUCUCACUAGGAAACAGUCCUUAUCCUGGUAUGCCUGUGGAUGCCAAGUUCUACAAACUGAUAAAAGAAGGAUACAGGAUGGAUUCUCCAGAGUUUGCACCCAGUGAAAUGUAUCAGAUUAUGAAGUCCUGCUGGGAUGUGGAUCCCUUCAGCAGACCCCCUUUCAGGAAAGUGGUGGAAAGGAUUGAACAACAGCUUUCAGAUGCCACUAAGCAUAUUUAUCUGAACUUCAGCUCCAGGCCUCCUGUGACACCCAGAGCAAGGGAGGAACCCGGUUCUCAGAGCGCUGCGUUUUGCCAUCUCGACUCAGCCGGUGGCAAUAGCACUCCGACCCAGCCCUUACUGGUCCAGCACGAGGUCUUCCUGGAGGGGACAACACUCACAGCCCACCGGGUGUAAGGACCCACCCGACCUGUCUGGCUGCCUCAUAAAGUGCCUGUAAUGUUCCGCCACAAACCACCCAACCACUACAACCGCCCACCGCCCCGGUACCAGCAGCAUUUAUUGUGUCGUGUUGCAGACUGAAUGGUAAAUUGCCAUGUAGUAACAGAAAGAAUGACAAAGGACUUUUGUCUUUGCUAUCACCUUUAAUGUACACUAAUUACAAGGAGGAGACUUGGACUAAUGCUCCUGUGCUCACAGCACAAAGACCUGUAAAGGAACCAGGGGAGGGUGGCAGGACUUCAACUGUUACUCUAAAUCUUUCAUUAAGUUCAUUAUUACACUGUUAUCUGUUUUGUUAUUUUUCAGUUACAUGUUUCCGACACAUUUUUUGUCUUUUUGUUUUUUUGUUUGUUUUUUUUUUUUUUUUUGAAAAACCAUAUUCUGUUUUCUUUCUAUCUAUCUAUUGGAGGUUUAUUUUCCUUUUUACAUUUUGUGUUUUGUUAUUCUUUGUUAUUUUUCUGUCAUGGAGAUUGAUGUAGAGUUUUUAUUUUUUGGUUGGCCGUUGCAGUUGUUGGAGGAAAAAAAAAAAAAGCACUCGAGGCACUUGAACUUCACAUCGUUCCAUACACCAUAUAAUGCAGCUUUCUUUAUUUUUUUGGAAACUCUUUUAUUGUCAGUAUUAUUUCCACCUGUUCAGAUGUACAUCAUAUGAAGGACACACUUUUCGGGGGCCAAUUUAAAUUGAGUUAUUGAGACACUGCUAUAUAAGCUAUAAGACAGCAUGGUUGGCCAUGCUUAGAGUCCAUAAGUGCUUCAGGUUGAUUAGGAAAUACUUAAAUGCUCUUUUAUGUAGGAUGUCACUAUGUAGAGAGCAAAUAACCGUCUUCACUGGACCUUAUUACAUACCAUGAAUCAGUGCAUGAUUCCCUCAACACACACAGUUGUCUUCAGAGAUAUGGUAUAGACAUGGUACGCUAGCUUUUCAUUUAUUUUCUUGUUGACUGUAUAUGUGUACAUAUCUGUAGGUGAUGCUCUGCAAGGAGAUGUGAGUCACGACAAAGAGAACAGUCUGUGAAGUCUUAGUGUUCGUCUUGGCUUUGUUACAUACACAGGUCAUUUUUGACUGCUGGAAAAAGAGUUUUUUUUCUUGUAAAGGUGUAAAUAAAUCAGGUUCAUAUAGUUCCUCUCCUGCCACAUCCAGUGUAUGAUAUUUGUUUACAAGCAUGAGACAGGUACUGCCAUUUCUCAGAUGUGUUUUCUGUUCACCUUCACGAAGGACAAGAAAAUAGGAAUCUUUGUGUUGUGGCUGACAGGCAGUUGGUCUGUUUUCAGCACCCGUGCUAGCUGUAGUUCUCUGUUGUACAGUAUAUAUCACGAAUAAAGUCAAGGCGACGCUCAUGUGAAAUGCCAUUAAGUGGACUGCAGUAAUCCCUGAGGUGACAAGGCAGAGGAAAACGGAGGCUCUUCAACUGCUCUCUGUUCACAUGUCGACACUGAGGACAGAGCUCGUUGUGUCGGUCAUCUCAUUGUUCUCCAGCCAGUAGCUGGUUUUCCUCUUCUUCUUUGUGUCCAGCUGUUUCCUCCCUCAGAAGUGGGACUUUCAGCACCUCUCAGCCAGUAGUCUGUGUCAGUUCAGGCCUUUCUGAAUCCCUUCUUCCCACUGGUGGAUGUUGUUCUGAAGAGCACCAGGAAAGUGUCCUGUUUGUGUGUGUGAGUGAACUUACAUGUGAUUGAGUGGUUGUGUGGGUGCAUGUCUGUGUGAUUGCAUAAUUAAAAGAAUUACUGUCAAGAGGUGCCACUACUAAAGAUUCAUCAAGUCCUUUAGGCUACUAAAACCCCACAGUCUUACUGCUUUGUCUUUUUGUAAAUAUGAAUGUGCGUUUAUUGUAAAGUAACGUUGAUGCUUUUGAAGAUGUUUAUCUUAAUGAAGAUAUGGUACAAUGAUGCAGAAAAUUUUAUUAUGCUGUAUUUUCUUAUGUGUGCACAGAUUUCCUACUGUAGAUUCGACCGGGGAAGCUGCUUGUGUCUCUAUCACCAUGGUUACUUUAACAGAAGAUUCACUAAUGUUUUUAAUUUUGGCUUAAUCGUCCUUUCAGACAGUUUUGCCAGUUCACUUGAGAACUGCUGAGCUGCUUCUAAAGGCUCGUAAAACGAUGAUCAGUAUUCACGGCAAUAUCAGUAAAUAUGAUACUACUAAAUUCUACCGCCAGGCAGGAAGGAGGUGUCUCAGAAUAAUAGAGAUUAUUUUUUCAUUUCUCUGCUCCCCUACCAUUUGAGAGCUUCCCUGCAUUUUGCUGCAUAUUUAUUAAAAGCAUUAGAAUUACUGUGUAAAUUUGAUGUGUUGCUAUUACAUGUGUCAAUGUAAAUAAAACUGUGUAUAUUGAAUUCCCAA
Messenger RNA from Amphiprion ocellaris (clown anemonefish), 5666 nucleotides. RefSeq names its product KIT proto-oncogene, receptor tyrosine kinase a (gene kita). Gene Ontology annotation, cellular component: signaling receptor complex. Bases 317 to 3289 code for a protein of 990 amino acids. Gene Ontology annotation, molecular function: ATP binding; transmembrane receptor protein tyrosine kinase activity; cytokine binding. Lineage: Eukaryota; Metazoa; Chordata; Actinopteri; Pomacentridae. The transcript is spliced from 21 exons. The record is from RefSeq and is a predicted model, not a curated record. Gene Ontology annotation, biological process: positive regulation of cell migration; positive regulation of MAP kinase activity; multicellular organism development.